AUGACUAAUGAGAAUGACCUUACCAUAGCUCAAUUGGCCCUUAAAAUGGAUGCUAUGUGGAAUGAAAUACAAAGGAGGUUCGAUCAAAAAGUUGAGUCCAUUCAUAAGAGGAUUGAUUACUUGGAUUCAUCUAAAGGUUCUUCUAAGAAAUCAAGGAGACAACAAUCCAUAAAUGAAUCUAGUGAUUCAAAUGCGGAUACGGACAUGGAGCAAAUUGAAACAAGGAGGCCGAGGAGAAACACCAAGGCUAUUGAUGACACAAUUCGAGGAAUUACAAUGAAAAUUCCACCCUUUCAAGAGAGAUCAGACCCGAAUGCUUAUCUUGAAUGGGAAAGACGAGUGGAACUAGUGUUCGACUGCAACAACUACACGGACGAGCAAAAGUUGAGACUAGUUGUGGUCGAAUUCACCGACUAUGUCAUAGUUUGGUGGGAUCAUAUGGUUACGAGUAGAAGGAGAUGUGGUGAACCAUCCAUAACCACAUGGAGCGAGCUCAAACGCCUCAUGAAGAAGCGGUUUGUACCAAGUCACUACCAUAGAGACUUGUACCAAAAGCUUCAAACUUAA
Messenger RNA from Coffea arabica (coffee), 567 nucleotides. The record is from RefSeq and is a predicted model, not a curated record. Lineage: Eukaryota; Viridiplantae; Streptophyta; Magnoliopsida; Gentianales; Rubiaceae.